Molecule: messenger RNA, 4628 nt
Organism: Mugil cephalus (flathead mullet)
Lineage: Eukaryota; Metazoa; Chordata; Actinopteri; Mugiliformes; Mugilidae
Product: protein AKNAD1-like
Exons: 22
Coding region: 516-4403 (1295 amino acids)
Source: RefSeq, a predicted model, not a curated record
UUUGAAUAGAAAAGAGAUGACGUAUUAUAAUAAUUUAGCUGUCAGUAGCUCUUAACUUACAACUCAUGUUUGAAAUUUUGACACACCUUUAUUUUCAGUGUGGUCGCUUGGCUGGUGCCUCUGUAUAGUUUGAGGACGUGAGAGUGUGCAACUGCCCAAAUUAAACCGGUUGAGAGUGCAUUCUCUCAAUAAUAAUGCCCUAGUAAAAGUCAAAAACUAGCUUUAUUUGCUAAUGCUAACUCCUUCGGUAGAAUGGAGAUGGUUAUUGCCGUUACCUAGCAACCAGACCCGGCUGGUACGCGUUGCCGGUCCAGACGUUCAGCGCUCAGCCUGUAGGCUGCUAUAUUAUUAAUGAUGCCACAGAAACUAAACCUGUCCCAGAGGCCAUAUGUCAGGAAAGAGAGAGGCACAAAUGCUGUAGCUAGUUUCAAGAUGAUGUCAAGAGAGAGGGCACGGCUGUGGAUCGGAUCAACUUAAAACUAAAAGGACCAGUUCGUCACCAGAAGAAAGUGUCCAUGGAGGGAGAUCCGGAGGAAUCGGACGAGGAUGUUCAGGGCGAGGACAAGCCCACUGUGCUGUGGGAGAAGUGCAUUCAGCAGAGCAUCUUUGUGGACCUCAGUGAGGAUGAAAGUAUUCACCUCAGUGAUCUGGAUAGUUCCUUAGCUUUGCAUUUGUCCCAAGUGGAGUCGGCUGAAUCUGAAGCCAGCAUCCAUCUCAGUGGGAGCGCAGAGCUGUCUGGCUUGGAUGACACCUCUUCAGAAAGCGGCAGUGUCAGCAGUCAGAGUGUGGGGGUGGUAAAAAGCAAGAGCAGCAUAUUGCAUGAGUCUGCCCAAAGACCAAACACCAGGCGAGAUAAGCCGUCCAUAAACCAAGACCCAGGAGAAAACACCAGCGAUGAGGAGCACGACGAUCUACCAUAUGAUGGUGUUCUUGGAAGUCCCUACUUCAACCAGACAGCAGGCUCUGAGGGAAACACGAGCUCUAAUGGAAGACACACCGUUCAGGCAAGUCCUGAACUUCCUGAUGUGCUUGAUCUAUUGCAAGAGGACACAAGCAAAAAACAGGAAAACUUCUUUGAAGUGCACAAUCCAAGUGAAGUUGCUCCACCGGGCUCUGGCCCUGCGGAUAUCAACCAGUUAUUGUUGCGACACUUCUCCCAGGAGGAGUUGUUGAGGUCAGGGAGGCUGAUUGAAGCAGAGACCCUACCAGAGGUGUCCCUGCUGGAAAGUGUGGAUGACACGGCUUUGAGCUUGGCUUCGGUGUGCCACAGUGUCGCAAUCAAUAGAAGCCGAAUGGAGAGCUACAAUGAAAAGAGUCAUACUGUACAAAAAAAUACAUGUCUAGAGGAGGAGACAGAAAUUGAUCAUUUGACAUCUGCUGUUACUGAGAGCAAUUCAUCCAGUUCCAAAGGUACAGGUUCUGACCAGAGCAGUGAGAACAUCAGGACAGAUGGAGUGAAGCCAGAAAAGACAGAAGAAGACGAUCAGGUUCAGAGAGUCCCUCUGCUGCGCACCAGAUCCUUCAGUGAGAUGAAGUAUGGCCAAGGCCAAGUUCAUUACCCCCUGCCUGACUUCUCCAAAGUUGCCCCUAAAGUAAAAAUCCCCAAAACUCCAAGUGGAUCAUCCAGGUGUGUUCCUCAGAGUCCUAGCACCAUACAGAGAGCCCAGUCUUCCCCAGGCAUCUUAGAUGUUAUCAGCAGAGUCCUGGAGGAUUCAGUCCAGCCACCAGAGAAACCGUACGUCGUCAAAGCUGAUGAUAAACAAAGUCCUCCUGCACUGGUGCAUCACCUGCAGGCUGAAUAUGAUAAAUUACUGACCAAGUAUGCAGAAGCAGAGAAUCUCAUAGACCAAAUGAGACUAGGAACCAAUACUCAGCCUUCCUCAGAACUGGGACUUUAUUUAGGUCAUGAUGAUGAUGAGGAAGAUCAGGGUGACUUAACUGAAGGGAAUUAUCUUGAACACCUGCCUCCUCACUUUCCCUCAUCAGAAAACAUGUGUGAAAAAGAAGAAACCCCUCCUCAAAGCACCAUUAAGAAGGUCAUCUCUGUUAAUCCAAGCCAGCUCGAUGAUGGCCCCAGUGAUGGGGAACGAAUGACCAGUGAACUGAGAGACAUCAUCAGCCACUUCUUGCAGAAAGUGGAAGAAUUCAAAGUUAGCGUGAGCAGCAUGGCUCUAAGCACAGCAGAACAGCAAAUAAUAUUGAGGAGCAUGAUGGAGGCUCAGGAUCAGCUGGAAAGGAAGUAUAUCAGUAAGAAGGACGAGCACAGAGCUCUGGAGAUGCAGAAUUACAUGGGUCUGUCCAGGAACACUGGCACCUUUGACCCAAACAGACAAGUGGAGGGAGACAUAUUCAGGAUAGGGAUGUAUCUUGAGGACAUAAAGGAGGUGAUAGACAAAAAUGUCUGCGAUCAGAUUUCAUCGCCUCUCUCCUCCUCCACUCCCACACCUGUGACAGUGUCGCGACACGUAAACCCUGCUCCUGUCUGCAUGCCCACGCCCUCACCUCCGCCGUCCCUGCACGAGGGGCCAGGUGCAGGUUUUUCGUGUCACAUGGACACGCGGAGAGAGGAAUUAAAGGAGGAGGAAGUGGAGGAGGCCAGUGAGCUCCAUGUAGAUGUUGGAUUAGACCAAAGCAGUGAGAUCAUAAGUGCUGACUUUCCACUGCAAAACGCUGGAUGUAACAAGUGGCUUUCAGGGGAUUCACUGGGUUCUCUGAGGACCCGGGCAGCUGAGGAUGAGGAGGGCAAUGAAGAGGAGAGGAGCUCCGUUUUGUCAGAGGUGACAGAUCACAUUGACCCGAGUGGAACCAGAUCAACCUCAAGACAGAGGCGGUGGACGGCUAACAGCUCUAAGACCCUGGAUACGGUCCCCAGCCCAAAAGGUGAAUGUGAUCUGUUUCAUUGCGCGAGUCUGGCAGUGGAGGUCUCUUCUUCCUCUGAUGCACCCGGACACUCAGACAGCUGCAGCCUCUCAGAGAAUCCUCUCAACGCCUCAUCUGUAUCACAGGGACGGAGGAUUGUGAGUCCAGAAACAGACAGCGGCUUUGGGAGUUCUUAUUUGAAUCAAUCAGCCUCCGGAUCAUUUCAAGCAAACGUGCUCACGGAAAGUGUGCAGUCUCCAAAUGAAGGUCUAAGUAGCUCGGACAGUGAAGGCUCCUGCUCCAACCUGCAGACAGCCAUCCACUCAGCAGCCCUGAUCGACAUCCAGUGGGAAAGCUCCCACCCACCUGUCCAAAGGCAGCGCUCCGGAGCAGCGGCUGCAGUGGAGCUGUGGGUGGAAAGCACCACUAAGGAGCCUUCAGUCAGGCUGCAGGGAUCUGACCACGAGCUGCCUGCCCAGCUCCAUCAUCGCGCAUCUGAACCUGUACUCAGCACCUCCAUGGAUACUGAAGACAGAGGCAGCCCACUGAACUCCUGCUCUUGCAAUAGUGAGGCUAUCCUGGCCUUGCAGUCAGAGGUGUCUCGACUAAAGAAGAACCUGGAGGAGGGCUUGGUGCAGCUACCUCAUUUAGCACAGAAGAUGGACUAUCUGACCUCAAAGUACAAACAAGAACGUCAGGGGCGCAGGUCUAAAACCAGGAUUCACCCCAGACCAGCCGGUCACAGUGUGGAAACGUCAAGCAGCAGAGGUGUGAGUAACCUCAGUUCUAGUCAGGUGAAGAUAGAGGACUGGAUCUCAACAGACAUGGACCCCAGCAAGAGCAAAGGUACAAACAGUGGUGACACAAGUUGCUCCGAGAACAUGACGGAGCUCCAGAGUUCACCCGCAGGGAGCAGGAGACGGGGCAGAAGCGUGCAUUCAGCAGAGUUUGAGUAUGAACUUCAGCAGACAACGCAGUCCAAAAGAGGGACAUUUCAACGCUCCAGUUUAAAAGAAGAGAACAAUGGGGUUUCUGAAAGCAGUAUGAAGCAAAAACCACAAACCAUCAUGAAGAGUUUUUCCUCCAAGGACAGGUGGUCUCUUCUCUCCACUCCCUCUCUCCAGAAGCCCCUCCUCCAGGUCAGCUACGGCUCCUCCUGCAGUCUGCCGGCCAGCUAUAAAGUGAGGGAACCACAGCUGCAGUCCACCAGCCACCACAGGAAGCGCUCCACUCAGUCAGACUCAGCGCUCCUGCCCAGCAACGUGUACUUCCAGCGGACACUGUCUCCUGUGUCAGUGUUGUCCAAGACCGGCAGCAGGACGAACAGACGCAGUGUGAACAAGCUCACUGGAAAGUUUCCUUUGGUUUCCCAGGAGGAAGACAUGAACAGGACUCUGGAUCAAGCCAUCGAGGUGGCCCUCAGUAUGAAGAGGACCACAGACCGCAUGGCCAGGAGACUGUCUGCUGACUUGUCCAAGGCUCAGCUACACAGGAGACUUAACAGGAAGCAGCCACAAGGGGGCAGGAAACACCAGGCUUUAUAAAACCCACCGUCCAGCUCAGUUAAUAACAUUAAGGUCCAUCUUCUGGUCUAUAUGAUACCUCAUCACCUGAAGCCCGGGGUGAUUUUGGGGUGUUUACUCACAGAAAUCACAUGAAUCACACUGGAAAACGUCACUGUAUGUAAACAUUUUCAAAAUCCUGUUAUUCUGGAGAUUUUUAAAAAGUCAACUGAUAUCUUCUAAAGCCAGUUAAUUCUUUGAAUAAAA